CCACUGAUAGGAUUUUCAUCUGAUCGUCUAACAGCCACACAUCUGUGCAUAAUUGUUUUUGUUUUUUAACCUUUAUUUAACUAGGCAAGUCAGUUAAGAACAAAUUCUUAGUUACAAUGACGGCCUACACCAAACCCGGUCGCUAUGGGACUCCCGAUCACGGCAAGCACCACCUUAGACCACUGUGCCACUUGCGAGCCCCUGUGCAUGCAUUAUAAAUUAGCAGUGUUGCAGUUUUACCAACAUUUGGUGCAUCUAACUGAUUAUAAUAGCAGCCAAGAACAUUCGCUAGCUUAUUUGUUUGUGCUCUGAUUACACAGAAGUGUCCAGGUCAGCAGUUUAGGGGGGAAAGGGGAUACGUAGUCAGUUGUACAACUGAAAUGUGACUUCCGCAAUUAACCCGACCCCUCUGAAUGAAAAGUGCAGUGGACUGCCUUAAUCAGCAUCCACAUUUUCGGCACCCAGGGAACCCACUGCUUAACUGCCUUGCUCAGAACGACAAAUUUUUACCUUGGGGAUUUGAUCCAGCAAACUUUCGGUUACAGGCCCAACACUCUUAACCACUAGGCCACCUGCCACCCCAUGUUUACACAGAUUACUUCAGCCAUAUGAAAAACCUUCCAUAGCAAAAUAUACUUACCUAGCUAGCUAGUUAGCUACCUUCCUUUUGCUUCUCACCCAUCUGGUGAUUUCUAGCUAGCUACAGCUGCUAGCCUACAGCUGCUAGCUAGAUUUUAAUUUAACACUGAGCUUCAACCAAUGCAUACUAUAGUCGAACCAACCAGCACAACUAUAAUAUAAUAAAAUAGUUCACAAAAGCUAAAGUCAGUAAAUGACAAAAGAGUUGUAAAUACAUUAGUUGUAUUUUUUUUAAACAGCAGACUUUGUGUAAAAGCAAGCAUUGUGAAAAAACGCUAUAUGUUAAGUUUUGAAACAUCUAGGAUCACAGAGCUAAAUUAGCACAUUUCUAAAAUCCAUGUAGAUUGAAUAUCAGCUUUGAUAGAAAAUGAUGUCAUUUCUUGGUUUUUAAUCACUCUUUAUGGUAAUGGUAUGACAUUAUAAGAUGAUGUGAAAACAUAAGUGAAUAGGACCAUUCCAUUGUGGUCAUUACACAAUUAGGAACAAAGAAAGAAUAAUUUAAUUUAUUUGAGUUUACUACUGGAAAAUCAUAGGACCAUAGUGCUGUAAUGAGCCUGUGAUUCUCAUAGGUUUACACUAAAUAACAAAGUUAUCCCUCAUUUUCAACUAAUGUUGUUUUUCAGGAAGGACUGUUUUUCCAAUUAACUCGCAAUGGACCAGAUGCAUUUACAUUAGGAUAAUAACCCUCUCCAGUGUCAGUCCAAAGUCUGACCAACCAAGAGGCAAUGUCAUUCGAUCUGUUUGCCAAAUGUCUCUAUAUAAACCCCCUCUCUAAUAACAGCAGACACUAGAAAGCUCAUCUCACACCCAGAGAACAUAAAGAACAUACUAUUAUUCUAUGCAUUCUGUCACAAGCCAAACCACAUGUAAUGUUGAAGUUCUUGUGGAAAUGUGGACAUGAAUAGAAAAGCUUGACAAGCCCCUUAAAGACAGGCCUGAUGCAGGACAAUACCUAUCAGUCUGUGGUGUACGGAGAUGAUGCUACACAGAUUUCUGACAAAAUAUUUGAGUGGGCUCUACAAGGUGACUCGGCAGAGUUGGAAAAGCACUCAGCCCACCUGGGUGUCCGUGACCAUGCCAAUGCCAGCCCUCUGCACUAUGCCACCUCACACGGGCACAUUAGCACCAUACAGCUCAUUGUGCAGUUGACUGGUCCAGAUGAACUGAGUGCCAGUGAUGAGGAGGGCAACACGUCAUUACACUGGGCUGUGCAGAGGACCCAGAGAGAGAGCUGUGCUUGCCUUCUGGACCUGGGAGCCAACCCGAACAUCCUCAACCGCCGCCUCAUGUCUCCCCUACACAUGGCUGUCAGCCUCGGACACAACACUCUCAUCGAGUUAUUGCUGUCUCACAGCAACACGGAUGCCAACCUGGAGGGAGACCUGGGGAACACACCUGUAAUGUUGGCCUGCUGUGUUGAUAACCAUGAAGCUCUCCAUCUACUUUUUAAAUAUGGAGCCAGACUAUGUCAACAGAACAAGCUGGGGCAUUAUCCCAUUCACGCAGCAGCCUUUGCAGGGGCCAAGAAAUCAAUGCAGAUGGUUCUUCAGAAAGGUGAGGAAGUAGGUUACUCAAUUGAAUCGCACAUCAACUAUGUGGACAAAUCAUUCAGUACUCCUCUUCAUCUGGCCGUCCGUGGAGGCAACCUGGAGGUGAUCAAACUCUGCAUAGAACAGGGAGCUAAAAUGGACCAACAACAGUGUGACAAAUCCACAGCCCUCCACUUUGCCUGCACCCAGGGAGCAACCGAGGCCGUCAAACUCAUGCUAUCAGCACAUGAUAGAGUCUGUGAUGUCAUCAAUCUCACAGAUGGCACUUGCCAAACUCCACUGCAUAAGACAACAAUAUUUGACCAUGUUGAAUUGGCUGAAUACCUAAUUUCAAAGGGCGGAGACAUUAAUGCCAUUGACUGUAAGGGUCAUACCCCACUGCUUUUGGCAACAAGUUGUAGCGCAUGGAAAACAGUGAGCCUUCUUCUUACACAUGGGGCUAAUUUGAAAAUAAAAGACAAACAUGGCUGCAAUUUCCUUCACCUUGCCAUCUUGCAGCCUAAAGGUCUGACAAACCUUCCUCCAGAAUUCUUAAAGUGCAGCAGUGUGAGAGAGCUCCUGGAUGCAGAGGACAAUGAGGGUUGUACUCCCAUGCACUAUGCCUGCAGACUGGGCAUUCCAGAGUCAGUGAAGAACAUGCUCAGACUGAACGUCUCACUGGACCAGAAGUCAAAGCAGAAGAAAUCUGCACUGCAUUUCGCAGCCGAGUAUGGGAGGAUAAACACCUGCCACAGACUCCUGGAGAGCAUGACCAACACCAGACUGCUGAAUGAGGGAGAUGAGAGGGGAAUGACUCCCCUCCACCUGGCGUCCCGUGGCGGCCAUGUUAUAGUGGUGGACCUGCUGCUGCGGAAAGGAGCGCUGUUCCACAGUGAUUAUAAAGGUUGGACAUGUCUACAUCAUGCUGCAGCAGAGGGAUACAGCCAGACCAUUAUCAUACUCCUGGCAUCAAAUAUCAAACUGCUGGACAAAACAGAUGAAGACAGGAACACAGCGUUACAUCUGGCUGCCAGAGAGGGCCAUGUGGCUGCAGUGACACUGCUACUGGACAGAGGGGCCCAGAUAACGCUCAACAAGAGUGAUGCCUCCUUCCUCCACGAAGCUGUUCUCAACGGCAGGAAAGACGCAGCCAUCGCUGUCAUCCACAAUGAGAGAUGUGCUGAGGCUAUGCUAUUGUUCGAAGUGAAGUCAACUAAGCGAUGCGUUGUCAUGGACAUGAUAGAGUUCCUGCCAGAGUCAUUCAAGCAUCUUUUGGACACUUGUGUAAAGGAGUCAGAUGAUGACAUAAAUAGUACCAACUACUCUAUCGAGUACACUUUCAGAUGGCUACAAGCUCCCAUGCAUGUCAUUAAGCUUGCAAAAGCAGACAAAAGCUUUGACUUCCAGCCUCUCACUGCUCUGAACUACAUGGUGAAAUUUAACCGCAUAGAGCUUUUGACCCAUCCUGUCUGCAAGAAGUAUCUGGAAAUGAAAUGGAAUGCCUAUGGUAUGAAAGUGCACCUGCUAAAUCUGGCCAUCUACUCACUUGGUCUGGGGCCUCUGACACACAUCAUUCAUACACUGAAGCCUGUCCUCAACACCAAUGUCACCAAUACCACGUCACCAUCAUCAUCAGUCAGCAUGGUGACCACAUCCCUUGACGAGCAAUGCUACAUAAUCACCACAUGCAUGUUCCUGAUUCUUGCCAUGAGUCUGUACGCAGUUGGCAAGGAGCUUGUGCAGAUAGUUCAGCAGGGUUCAAAGUACUUCUAUGAUGUGACCAAUGCAUUGGACUGGGGUGCUGCCAUCAGUUCUCUGUUGUUUGUGAUCCCUUUACUGAUGGACCUGAAGGACACAUGGCAUUGGGAGGCUGGGGUAGUGGCAGUUCUUCUAUCCUGGAUAAACUUUCUGCUCUAUUUCCAACGGUUUGAACGUGUUGGGAUCUACGUGGUGAUGUUUUUAGAGAUUGCAAAAACUCUUAUAAGCAUCAUUGUACUCUUCUUCUUCCUGCUGCUGGCAUUUGCCUUGGCGUUCUAUGCCCUGAUUCUAGAUCAUAAACUUUUUGAAAAUAGAGCUAGCAUACCGCUAGUAAUCAUGCAAACAUUUGUCAUGAUGGCUGGAGAACUCAACUACCAAGAAAAUGUCCUGAAGCCAUUUCUGGGAGGGAUUCUGCCGUUCCCAUAUUUGACCUACUGCAUUUUUGUUAUGUUCACAUUUGCUGUGCCCAUUCUCCUCAUUAACCUAAUGAUUGGUUUGGCUGUUGGUGACAUAGCAGAGGUACAGGCGAAUGCUGAGCUGAAGCAAAUUGGAAUGCAGAUUGAGCUUCACACUAGUCUGGAAGAGAAAAUGCCAUACUGGUUAAUGAAGAGGGUUGAUCAGAUCUCACUCACUGAGUACCCUAACAGAGCCUGUGACGGAAAGAGAGAAAUGUUAUUUGCAAUGCUGGGUAUGGCGCAUGAGAGAACCACUCUCAACCUCACCUCCCAUCCACCUACACCUAUGGAACAGGAAAUCAGUAAACAGAAGUACAGGUUGAAGGAAAUGUCUAAUAUUAUUGAGAAGCAGCACAACCUUCUGAAGCUGAUCGUUCAGAAGAUGGAGAUCAGUUCAGAGGCAGAAGAGCACGAUGGUCCUCAGCUGUUCCAGGGCUACAGGGACAAGCCCCUCCCCUGUCAGAGCAAAUGGAACCCUCUGCUGAGGGCACUGGCAGCCAGGAAGUAACAGCAACAUAUAUUAUCAUGGGCUGUUUCCUACUAAAUGCACUGUACACAAAACCAUGGGUUGGAUUAAGAAGGAAUGUCGGGGUAUGGUAUCACCAUUGUUAACAAAAGAAGACUUGGUGCAUCCUCCUUGAUUUGGACUAUUAUUAAUACACAUACCCCCCCCCUGCAACUACCACCACCCUUAAAACUUAUCAUAUUUUCACCCCUGCACAUCACCCAUCUAAUAUUGCAGUUAAACUACUUGACAUAGUGUUCCUUUACUAAUGCACAUUACAGUAUGUAAGGAAACACAAGUGUCACGAUUUAAAAUCAUUUCAAUUGUAAUUUGCAUGGUUUUCUGAAUCAUUUGGUCAAAUAUAACCACAUGGGGAUGUUUGAUGUUUGUAUUUUCGAAUGGUCAUAAGAUAGUAUAUAUACCAGAAAAGUAGUCAGGAUUAUACAUUUAUAGUAUGUGUGCAUGCUUGAUAAAGAGCUUUUAGCACCCCAUAUUUAAGUGUCCUUUAAACAAUAUUACUUGUUAAGGGUGUAUUAAUGACAUGUUGUUUACGUAGUUGACUAGAAGGACAAGGAUCUGAUGUGUAUACUGAAUCCAUUAUGUUUUUCUCUUUUUGGCAUCCUCUGUGGGCUCGGGCAUGGGUUUCUUCCUCUUGUUUUCACUGUGUCCUGGAGAGAAAUACAUUUAUUUUUAUUUUUUAAAGGACAGCUUAUUUGAGUGUCAAUCCAAUGAGUCCAGGACCCGUAUUCACAAAGCAUCUCAGAGUAGAUGUGCUGAUCUAGGAUCAGGUCUCUCCAUGUCUUAUUCAUCAUGAUUUAAAAGGCAAAAGGCUUUGUGAACACAGGCCCAGAAUUACAGUAUGAAAACUAUUGAUAACACAUUAUUACACUUUGAGAAUUGAAUGCCUACACAUGUUCUCCAAUCAAUCAAUCUUGUAAGUAAAACAAUAGCCCACUGUACUAUUAUGGUAAUGUUUGGGGGUCAUGUAUUAAAAUGUGUUCUAACCUGAAGCAGGGCUCCUUCCCUCCUCUCUGUCUGGAUUGGGACUGUGGGAGGAAGUCUGGGAGGAAGUCUUUACAUGAUGAGGAGGAUGGGAAACAGGGGACCGGGAGGCGUGUGCACUAGAGGAGUGUGCAGUAACAGUUUGUCUGCACUCCUCCUGUUGGACUGCGGCAUUAGGCUUUGUCCCUGGAGAGAGGAAUGGGGGUGUUGUAAGUACCAGUUACCUCCUACAGUACAUACAGUCUUCAAUAGGAAACCCUUCAAUGGAUUUCCAUGCAUGGAUCAGGACAGACAUGGAAAUAAAUUAACCUAAACAGGUGCAACCAUCAAUGGAUAAUGUUGAACUGGACAGUUAAUUGAAAAAUGCAUAAAAAGGGACAUGGCAGAGACGUUGUAAAAUGCUGCAAAAUCUUGAACAGGCCGUAUUGUCGUGAAAGUGGAGGCUUAGUCAAUAAGCUGCAUUAUUUUGGGGCAUGGAAACACAGGAGAGAGAUACAUGCUGUAUCGUGUGUGUAAGAGAAAGAGAUCAGUCUGUUGUUCUAUAUUGCAUCUUUUUUAUCUGCAACAACGCUAAAUAUUCCCCUGUAAAUAAUCAUCCCCAGUGCCGGCACUGGGCAUACGAGUUUGUUUUUAGGAACUUACUGUUAAGAGUUAAAAUACAAGGUGUAAUUUCAAAAUGUGGUAAUGUAUCAGCAGUUUCUCUCUUGUAUUGUAAUGUCAGUCACUCAAUUAAGAUGUCAGCUUAAAAAAAUAAAAAGUGAGUCUAACCAGCUAUCUACACCUUGUAGCAAUCAUGGCUGAAUUACUGACCAGGCACACCCAGGACAUGUGCCCAGGGGCCCUGACCUCCAGGCAGCCCCAAUUGAUUUUGUUAGUAUCUCUCACUCAAGAUAUCAUAUGAAUAUGGCAUAAGUCAUGGCAAACUGUGUAGAAUUUCAGGAAAUUUGCUUUAACAUUUGUUGAAAACUAUCUGUAAAACUGCAACAUUGUCUCUGUACCCCGUAGCAAAAUGUGUAGAACUGCAGUAACUGUACAUAGAAAUAUAACUAAUAAUAAUUCUCUCCGCCGUCAACAGGGGGACCAAGAAAAUGUUUUUAGCUGCAAGGUGGGGGGGGGCACCUAAACCAAAUCUCGUUUGGGCCCCCAAAAACCUAGGGCUGGCCCUGGCCUGAAAUGUAAAAAUGGAGAGUUGAUCAUCUCAGAGAUACAUGUGAAUGAGGCGAAACAAUAAAUGCAUGGAACUUUGAA
This is a messenger RNA of Oncorhynchus nerka (sockeye salmon), 7136 nucleotides long. RefSeq names its product transient receptor potential cation channel subfamily A member 1. Gene Ontology annotation, biological process: transmembrane transport; monoatomic ion transport. NCBI's taxonomy places the organism in Eukaryota, Metazoa, Chordata, Actinopteri, Salmoniformes, Salmonidae. The coding region runs from base 1578 to 4889 and encodes 1103 amino acids. Gene Ontology annotation, cellular component: membrane. The record is from RefSeq and is a predicted model, not a curated record. Gene Ontology annotation, molecular function: monoatomic ion channel activity; protein binding. The transcript is spliced from 28 exons.